Tachysurus vachellii is the source of this 7272-nucleotide messenger RNA. RefSeq lists its product as uncharacterized. Gene Ontology annotation, molecular function: ABC-type protein transporter activity; ATP binding. Gene Ontology annotation, cellular component: membrane. Gene Ontology annotation, biological process: protein targeting; protein import. The record is from RefSeq and is a predicted model, not a curated record. NCBI's taxonomy places the organism in Eukaryota, Metazoa, Chordata, Actinopteri, Siluriformes, Bagridae. The transcript is spliced from 10 exons. Bases 159 to 7043 code for a protein of 2294 amino acids.
UUAUAACCUCAACAUGACCUCUCAUAGCGGAAGUUUAGUGCAUGUUGCCUGUGAAUUAAACUAACGGCGUUCUGGUGUUUAAAACGUGUAACGUUUCAUUAUGGAAUAAACUGGAAGUGAUUUUCUCCAGGAGCAAAACUUCCAGCUGCUGCAGUGUAAUGGGGUUCCUGGGAGGAGACAUAACUAUUCACAAUAAAACUCAGUACAAAUGGACCGUCUGCAUCGAAUCUAAGGAGCCAUGGCCUAAGUCUGACAUAUAUAUUACAUUCACAGUUGGAGGCUAUGAAAAAAAAGUUAAAGAAAUCUUUGUACCCAUCACCAUUAUCAGAACAAUCUACAUCAAUGUGAAGUAUGGCGAGUGCUCAGAGAGAGACUGCUACAAAAAUCCACAUUUGUGGUACAUGUUUGAUCCAAAAGAUGAUCCAUAUUUCACAAUUCGAGAGAGUGGAGACCACGAGCAAAUACAUCUGGACUGCAAUAGACAUUAUGAGAAGAAGAAAUCAACAUGCCCAAACUAUGGGAAAAUUGAAGAUGAUGAGAGAGAGGCAGAAGAGCAACGUAGACGGGAAGAGGAGCGGCGUAGACAAAAAGAGGCGCAGCGUAGACAGGAAGAGGCGCGGCGUAGACAGGAAGAGGCGCGGCGUAGACAGGAAGAGGAGCGGCGUAGACAGGAAGAGGAGCGGCGUAGACAGGAAGAGGAGCGGCGUAGACAGGAAGAGGAGCGGCGUAGACAGGAAGAGGAGCGGCGUAGACAGGAAGAGGAGGAGCGUAGACGGGAAGAGGCGCGGCGUAGACAAGAAGAGGUGCGGCGUAGACAAGAAGAGGAGCGGCGUAGAGGAGAAAGGGAGCGGUGUAGACGAGAAAUGGAGCAGCGCAGACGAGAAGAGGAGCGGCGUAGACGAGAAGAGGAGCGGCGUAGACAAAAAGAGGCGCAAAUUGUGGAACAGUUUAUAAGAGAAUAUUUCAAUAGACAAAAAGAAGAGGAGCAGAGGCGUCAGGCUCAACUUGAACGUGAACAACAAAUUGAGGAACAGAUUACAAAGGAAAGUGAGCUUGCAAUUAAGAAGCUUUCACAAGCCACAAAGACACUGAAGCAGAAACAGAGGCUGAGAGGCCAUGAGCUCCAUCACCAAACUCAUAUAAUGCAACAGCCUCUGGAGGCUGAAAUUGAAAUAGAUGAGGUUCCAGAAAUAGAGAAGAAAUACUCAGAGCUCCUGUGUGAAUAUCAAAUGACUGAUGAGGAAGACUCAGAGGAGACAUUAGAAGACAGGAUGAAAACCCUGCAAAAUGAGUUAAUGGUGGAGUACUGUAAGAAACACGACCUGUCCAGUAGCUGCGUGUUUUCUUUCGACACUGCAGUUGGUUAUGAGACUUUGCCUCUACGUGAUAGACUGACAGUGCUUGAGACAGUACUGCAGUUAGUUUUUGAGGAGGAUGAAAACGACCACACACAUAAACAUGAUCGGGAUUUCCUCUUGGAUGUGCUCGAACUGUUGCAAGACGAUCAUCCAUCACUCGCGUUUAAUCUUUUACAGAACGUUCUUCAAACUGAUAUGCAACUUUCUACACAGAGUAAAGAAAUUCUGUGUCAGAUUGCGUUCAACAACUCAUGGAAACUGGCAGAAAUAACAGCUUUCAUGCGUUAUGUUGUCAGGAUAGACAAAGACCAAGUGCAGGCAAUACUUCACAUUGCACAGACCUACAAGUUGGAGUACGGGAAUGUCCUCAAUGCUUUAGAUAAAUCUGAUCCCCUCAGAUGGCUGAAAGGGUAUGUUGUCACAGAGAGACACAAAAAUGCUGAUACUAUUAUUAGUGAAAUGCGCAACUCAAACUACCCUGAGAAUGUCCUGACAAUACUAGAGGAUGUUCUGGUAUAUCUGGAAACAGAGCUUCCAAAAUACAAAAGAACUCCUCUCCAUAAAAAUGACAUUCAGAGUGUAAAGAAAAUGGUUAAAGAACUGGAUUUUACCAACCCAGACAGACAAGUUCUCAAAAGUGUUCUAGUGCAAAUGUCACUCGCAGUAAAAAUGUGCUCUGCUGUCACUAUUCAAAAGGGUAAAGAGGAAAAAGUCAUUGAUGGAUAUCUUCCCAGAUUAACUCAAAUUGCAGCCCUGGUGGUUUUCCUGCUUCCAAAAUCAAAAUCCAACACAGGUUGUCUUCUUGAAAUUGGGACAGGUGAAGGGAAAUCUUGUAUAUUAGCCAUGCUUGCUGUGAUCCAUGCCAUGCGUGGUGUGAAGGUGGACAUUGUGACCAGCUCUCCGGUACUCGCCCGUCGUGACUUAGAGGAAUGGAGCAAACUUUACAAGAUGUUCGACAUAACGUCAUCUGCUGUUCCUCCAGUGCUGAAUGAUGUCUCAUCUGAAGAACAAGAAGAACUAACUCAGGAAGCAUACAAACAAGAUGUAGUGUAUAGUACUGUUGGAACAUUUGCAGCAGAUACACUGAAACAAGAGUUUGAGAAGAAAACAACUCGAGGAGACAGGAGGUUUGAGAUGGUCCUUGUGGAUGAGGUUGACUACAUGACCUUGGAUAAUGGAGUUCAAAUAACAUUUCUAUCCCAUGAGUCCAGUGGACUCCAACAUUUGGAACAAGUCCUAGCAAGCAUCUGGGCCAUAAUAUCUGCAUGUCGACCAAUUGCGGUAGAAGAAAAUGGAGAGACAAUGUGGGCAACAAGAGUCCAGAAUUUUCACACAGCUGCCCUGAUAGCAAUUAUUGGUUCAGAUAAAAAUGAUAAAUUUUCACCACUGGAAAUUCUGUUGCCAGGCAUUGAAUUAGGCUUUUACUCAGAGGAAGAUUUUGAAAAUUUGAAGGAAUCUAUUAAUGCAGAAGGAGAAAAGGAACAUGGAGCUAUUGAAAAUGAGGCAUGGAAGACCAUCAUGGCCAAAACAGGAAUAGAGCAACAGUAUGAUUUGCUCAAUGUUCUUGAGAUGGGGAUGGAGGACAAGGUGGCAUUUACCUGUUAUAUUUAUCAGCCGGAAACAAGAAAAGUGACUCAGUUUGGAGAGCAAAAGUUAAAAACUGACCAAAACAUCAACAUGCUGCUAUUUGAGAAUGGAAAAGCUUGUGAGAUGCUGUCUGAAAACUUGCUAAUUGAAGCCACUGUUAGCCAGUUAAAAUCCAAAAUUAAAUACUCUCAACAAUGUAGUUCAGAAGAAGAUAAAGAAUCGCUUGUAAUCCCUUCUUUCUUAGAGAAAUACCUGGAAAACCAGCUGCCACUGUUUGUUGAGAAUGCACUGAAGGCCAUUCAGAUGACCAAAGGCAGAGAGUACAUGAUUGAGAGAUCUCUAAAAGCUCAGGGAUUAGAUGUUGAUGAAGAUGAUCAACACUUGUACCAUGCAAUAAUCCCAGUGGACUUUCAGGCUAGUGGAAUGCUGGAGAAAAGAAAGCGAUGGGGUGAUGGACUACAACAAUUUCUGGAGAUGAAGCAUCAACUAACUUUAUCUCCAUUAUCAAAUGUGACAAACUACAUGUCAAAUUCAAAUUUCUUUAAAAGAUAUCUCAUGGGGAAAGGGAUAUUUGGUGUUUCUGGAACACUAGGUGGAGAUGCAGACAAGGGUUUCCUGGCAAGACAUUACAAAACGGAUAGCUAUGUCAUACCACCUCAUCAACGUCAGAAGGUUACUGAGCUGCCUGCAGUACAAGUGGGGGGAGGUACUGACCAGUGGAUCCAAACUAUUUGUGCCACAGUCUCAAAAGUCUCUAAACGAGGACAGGUGGUGUUAGUGGUGUGUGAGGACGUCAACACUGCAAAUGCGCUUAAUGACAAAAUUGCAGCAGAAACUAAACAUUCAGUUACCAUGUACACGAUGAGCGAGUGCCACAACAUUGAGAACCAGGAGUUCGGCAAGGGACGGAUCAUUAUUACCACUAACCUUGGAGGACGUGGGACAGACAUUAAGGUCACAGAGGAGGUUAAUCGCUGCGGUGGUCUCUUUGUGCUACUCACAUACUUCACCAAUAACCGAAGAGUCGAGAAACAAGUGUUUGGACGAACAGGUCGAAAAGGCACCCCAGGGAUGGUCCAGGUAAUACUGAACCAUGAUCGUCUGGCCAUGGCCUACCGAGGCCAUUCUAUUGAAGUCAUGAGGGAACUGAGAGAAGAAUAUGAAGUUAAUCGAAUAAAAGACAUGGAGAAGGAGAAACUAGCUGAAAUUGAAAUGAAGGAAGAGCUGUUCUCUACAUUUUGUCAGUUCCUUAGUUACUUUGACAAGCAUUAUAGUACAAUAGAGAAGAUAGACCUCUUUGAAGUGAAAAUAAAACAUGCCCAUGGUUAUUUUAAAUCUUUUCACCGUAAGAUGGACUAUCACCCAGCACUGAAUGCUUUGAAGGAAUCAUGGGGUAUAUGGCUGAUACUUCAUACAGACCAGAUUAACAUACACAGUGACCUCACACACCUGAAAGAAGACCUAAUCCAGAACUUGCAUGACACAAGUAACAAACUUUUACAAGGUCACAGUGAAAACUUUUAUGACCACAUACAGCAGGCUUUAGGAAGAACUGCCUUGCACCAUCAAAACAAAAAUAAAUGUGACUAUGGAGCAAAAACUUACUGGAAAAAAGCCUCUGACUCAGACAACUACUACAGAGCUGUUGCACUGUAUAAUCAGGCCUACAUUACCAUUAACUUGGCCAAAGAGGGCUACAAAAGUGAGGCACGUUCCUUACUCAAUGAGGCAGAGAAAACCUUAGAUGUUUACAUAUCUGAAACAACCAGAACAUUGAGCUUCUGUUCUUUGUCUGUUACUCGAGAUUUUGAACCACACCACAGUGGCAGCUGUAACUUACAAAUACAAAUGCAGGCAAGGAUGAACAUAUUUAAUUCAUGGAAACAAAAUAUCAAAAAAAUACUUGACAUGCUUGGAUCAGGCAGUGGAGACUUCAAAACUGUGGACUUGACUCUUUAUAGUUUAUCAAAUGAGGAGGAUUUUGUGUCUUCUAGUGAACUCGGCCUCUUUCGUAAUUAUGGCCUUGCAGUUGUGUUUGAGGUGAAACAAAAGCCCAAAUUCUCAUUUGAUGCCCUGAUUUGUUGUUUUCUUGGUGUGCUUCAGGUUGUAGCAGGAGUUCUGGUGUGCACUCUGUCAGCUGGUUCCAUGUCCUCAUUUGGUCUUGGCUUGAUCUCAGAAGGUGUGUCUGAUAUGAUCAGUGGAGUCAUGGGUAUGAUAAAUGGCACAUUUGAUUGGGCAUCAUGGGCAAUAUCUAAAGCAAUAAGUAUAGGAAUCUCUUUGGCCUGUGGGGGAUUCAGUGUUCUCAAAAGAUCAUUCUCUGCUGUGAAAAAUGCUGCAGGUAAUAUUCUCAAUGGCACCAAAUCCCUGAAAAGUGUUGCAUGUAAUGCCCUGAAAUCAGGUAAAAACAUGUUUGUUUCAGCAUGUAAAUCCACCAAAUCAAUGGUGUCAUCAAUAGCUAUGAAAAAUCUCUCUUGGACUGCAGUCAAACCAAUUUUGAAACAUUCCUGUAAAUAUGCUGUUCAGGAAUUGGCAAUUCAAGGAGUCAACAUUGCUUUGAACACAUGCAUUGAUGCUACAGUCCAAAAGACUUUCCAACAAGGAUUUCAAAAUACUUUUAAAAAAUCUGUAUGUUCAACAUUACACCAAAAUAAAGAGUUUAUUCGAGCACUCUCAGAUUUCAUCAGCUCAAGAAUUCCAAAGGCUGCCUUGCAGAAAGAAUCUGGUUCUUACAGGAUUAGCAAAUCCCUAGAGAAGGAAAUGAUGGACCACACGGUUUACAAUACAAACCUUGUCAUGAAUGAUCUCAUUGUAAACUGUAAACAGAUACAUCAUGUGAUUAACAUACUCUCACAGGUAUGGGACAAAUCAGCAGAGUAUGUUGCACACCGACCUUAUACCUGCAUCAAGAGUCUUCUGAGUGCUGCAAGCAUGUCCACUACCAUUUAUGAAAUGUACUCCUCCAUUCCUACUAAACAGACCAUUGACUGUAAUUUUGUUCCUGCAUUUUUGAAGUCUAUGCAAAAGGAAGCUUUAUUUGAGACAUAUGACCAUGAUGGAAGGGACAAACUGGCAGAUGUGGAACGGCUUAAAGAUGAUCUUAUUGACUUAAUUUCAGAAGUUCUUUCCCAAACAAUGGUGGAGAGAUUUUCUGGGUCUGCCACCUCCUUGUUUACAAAAACAUUUACUCAACGACUAAAUUCUGUUACUGGAAAAGUAGUUGGUAAUUUUCUGGGGAGGCAUGAAACCCAAAGUUUCUUUGUCAAUCAGCAGCAUCAUCAUGAUCUGAAAUCUGCCACUAAAUGCAAGGAAAGACCUUUGUCUGAGGAAGAAAUAAAUGAGCUCAAGCACUAUGCUAAUACUGUAACUGAUGAACAAAAGCCAGCAACAGCUUUAGAAGUUCAUGUACUCACAAAGAGUAACUUGCUGGAUGGAAAAGGUAUUUGUCUUACUGUCAUAGAUGAUCAAGGAAAAAUUCUCACAGAGGAGACUUACCCAGGAACUGACCCAGCAGCUGGUACUAUUAAACUUGUGCUAACAAAAACACCUCAAACUUCUCCAGGAACAAGAGGAAUGUGGAGUAAACUGACUCAAUGGGCCAUGGGUAAAGACACACCUGUCAGUGGACACAUUGAUAUUAUACGACCUGACGGCUCUCGGGAAAAGGUGAACUCCACAAAUCAGAACUGUCUGUUUCAUGCUGUCAUCCAAGCAACAACUAAAGACCCAAAUGAUGUUGUACAACAAAAAGCCAUAGAACUCAGGAGCAAAGUCAGUCAGGAGAUUCUAGCCAAACCAUACAAAUACCAUAAGGCUGUGAAGAUUCAGAAUAUGUUCAACAGAACAAACAGCUCCAAUAAAUUUAAAAUUGAAGCUGGAUUAAGGGAAGGAGACCAGGAGAAGUUUGAAAGGUUUACCAAAGACAAGACUCCAGAGGACAUUAUUAAUGCUUACCACUUGGGAAAAGUGGCAGAAUAUGAGAGCCUUUUGGACAUGGACAAACCCACUCCAGGAGUCGUCGAAGCAGACCACAUUCCACCAAAGAGUAGUUUAAAUAAACUUAUAAGAAAUCCAGAAAUGGUGAAAUCAUUCGAAGCAUGAGAGAGGACCAGAAUGGAAGAAAGCAGCUCUGCAUGAACACGCUCUACUCGGAUCAUCGACGUGCCCUGACCAGCGGCAACAGUUCUGAAUACAGAGCAUGCAGAGAUUUGCUGACAAACACCUUAGCAAGUGGAGACAUGGAGAAAGUGCUGAUGCAGUCAUUCAUACUGACUCAUCCGAGAUGUUCAGAGUACAUCCGGAAUAGUCUCGGAAUAAAACAUAACUUUGA